Molecule: messenger RNA, 1221 nt
Organism: Papaver somniferum (opium poppy)
Lineage: Eukaryota; Viridiplantae; Streptophyta; Magnoliopsida; Ranunculales; Papaveraceae
Product: thioredoxin-like 1-2, chloroplastic
Exons: 4
Coding region: 183-1007 (274 amino acids)
Biological process (GO): cell redox homeostasis
Source: RefSeq, a predicted model, not a curated record
AAAAAAUUCUCUUCUUUCUGUAUUAUUAUUUCUGAAUCCGAUUUUGCUACAAUUAUAUUCUGUAGCAAAGUCGGAGUCGGUCUUUCAUUUCAUUACCUCAACUGGAUGUUUUCUGUUUGACCUUCAAGUGUUUUCUUGAUUUUUCUUUUGAAUCAUUUACGUUUUUUUAUCAUUCAUUAUUCAUGGCUGAUGUUGUAAAUUUUUCUCCCUCGUCUCCUCGUAAUCAUUCAUGUAUCUCAUAUUCACACAGGCGGUCAUCAUCUAUGCCAGUAUUUUCAUCUCUUAGAUUCAAUUCUUCUAUGGAAAGUGAUGGUAUUGGGAAUAAAAUAGUUCUGCAACUAGAGGAGAAAGAACCUAGAAAAGGAUAUAUCCAACCUGUACAGGGAAGGAAUUUGCAAAACAAAUUACGGUUUAGUAAAUCUCCUCAGAAGUGGUGGGAGAAAAGAUAUGAACCUAACAUGAAAGAGAUAACUUCUGCUCAAGAUCUUGUGGAUUCAUUGCGAAAUGCAGGAGAUAAUUUGGUGAUAUUAGAUUUCUUUUCUCCGAGUUGUGGAGGUUGCAGAUCUCUUCAUCCAAAAAUUAUACAAUUUGCAGAAAUGAACAAAGAUGUUCUAUUCCUUCAAGUAAAUUAUGAGGAACAUAAAUCAAUGUGUUAUACUCUUAACGUGCAUGUUCUUCCGUUUUUUCGGUUUUAUAGAGGAGCUAAUGGUCGUCUCUGCAGCUUCAGUUGCACGAAUGCUACUAUCAAGAAAUUCAAAGAUGCAUUAGCCAAACACACAACAGAAAGGUGCAGUCUGGGACCAGCAGAAGGCUUGGAGGAAUCAGAGCUCCUAGCUCUGUCUGCAAAUAGAGAUCUCUCCUUCAAUUAUAUACCGAAACAGAAACCAAUUUCUGUAUCCGCUGAAGAGCAACUAAGAGAGAGACCAAAUCUUGGAGACACGGAGCUACUUCUUCCUUCUACGGAGGACAAGCAUUUGGCUGAACAAGCAACUGAAGCAUCCAUUUGACCACCUAAUUUUGAGCGCCGCACUUUUUUUUGGCACCUUGUAAGUUGUUAGACAUAGACCCUAUCUCAUUAAAUCCCCAUAUGUGUAAGUUCAUAUAAUACCUGCCUGACUGCCUCUGCGCGAGGAUAUUUACUGUAAUAUGUAGAGCACUCUAAUUACAAUGAAAAGAAGAAAAAGGAAAAAGAAAUACACAAGACCAAGGACGUUAUUCAUA